AUGGGCGCGCUCCUCUCGAUUCCAGUGCUCUCAUACCUGUUGAUACCGUCCAUGUCAUCGUACGGGACCAGUCUGAACCUGAUCUUCUUCUACCUCACCUGGACCACCCUCGUCCUCUCCCACGGCCCAUUGAAAGUCGAGCUCGUCGGCACUACGGCCGUUCGAUUGAUAUUUUACUUCAUACCCUCCGUCCUGUUCUUCCUGUUCGAUAUCUUGAUCCCCUCCGCCUCGGUGGUGCUGAAAGUGUACGGCAAAGACGGUCUUCCGCAAGGGAAGAAGAAGAAAUAUGGCACUUCAGAGCUCAAGGUGGCGGGCUGGGCUAUAUUCAAUUUGAUUCUGAGCAUAGCGGCGCAGGGGCUUAUUGAGUUCGUUUUGACAAGAGUCCUGGGGUUGAAGAGUCGGUUGAAGGUGACGACGAAGUUGCCUCUGCCGUGGGAUAUCAUCAAGGGAGUGGGAAGGGCAUUGAUACUCCGGGAGAUACUGCAAUAUUUCGUUCAUCGACAUGUUCUGCAUUCAUGGACACCCUUCCAGCGCCAUCAUAACGACUGGUACCAUUCGAUACACACUCCGUACCCAUUGACUGCUCACUACGACCAUCCAGUCGUAUACAUACUCUGGCGCUUUCUUCCCGUAUUCUUACCAGCAGCAGCAUUCAGAUGCCACCUGUUGACAUAUAUGCUCUACCUUAGCAUAGUGUCGUUGGAAGAGACGUUUGCGCAUUCGGGGUAUAAGCCGAUGCCAACGAGUUUCUUUAUCGGCGGCAUAGCCAGGCGGAUAGACCAGCACCUCUUGCAUGGUGGACAUGGCAACUAUGCACCUUUGGGGGUAAUGGAUUGGUUAUUUGGAACAUCCAUAGGAGAUGAGCUAGAGGAUGAUAUCCCAGAGCAGUCCAACAGAGAAAGCAUCGCCGAGAAGCUUGUUGAGAAGAAGCCAAGGCGAAGUCAUCGGCGGAGGACAAGGGAAAGUGUACAUUAA
Molecule: messenger RNA, 975 nt
Organism: Nannizzia gypsea CBS 118893
Lineage: Eukaryota; Fungi; Ascomycota; Eurotiomycetes; Onygenales; Arthrodermataceae
Product: sterol desaturase
Exons: 2
Coding region: 1-975 (324 amino acids)
Biological process (GO): ergosterol biosynthetic process
Molecular function (GO): iron ion binding; C-4 methylsterol oxidase activity
Source: RefSeq, a predicted model, not a curated record